CAAGUAAUUCAAAAUCUGAAGCUACUUCAUUAAUAAAAAAUCAUAAAGAAAUAGACAUUGUUGAUUUGGAUGUUCAUAAUCAAGAAAAUUUGAGUAAAGUAAUUCAAGGAUCAGAUGUCGUCGUUAGUUUUAUUCCAGCAUUUUUACAUCAUAUAGUGGCAGAGGCUUGUAUAAAGCACAAAAAAAACAUGGUAACAGCUAGCUAUAUAUCUCCAGCAAUGAGAGAGUUAGACAAUAAGGCUAAACAAGCAGAAAUUAUUAUCCUCAAUGAAAUAGGAGUUGAUCCAGGAAUUGAUCAUUUAUCGGCAAUGAAAAUUAUUGACGAAGUAAAAGCAGAGG
Messenger RNA from Dentiscutata heterogama, 339 nucleotides. The record is from the annotation of a GenBank genome assembly. NCBI's taxonomy places the organism in Eukaryota, Fungi, Glomeromycota, Glomeromycetes, Diversisporales, Gigasporaceae.